AUGGUGGGGUACGGUGAGAAGCCGGACUUGGGUCCACCCGCAACAAAUGACCCGGAGCUCCUUGACAGUGUCAAUUCGAUGUCUAGCAGUGAGGAGAGACUGGAGAGAAACCUCAUUCGAAAAAUCGAUCUCCAUAUUCUUCCAGUUAUGGUCUUGCUCUAUCUCUUCAGUUUUCUUGAUCGAGUCAACAUUGGAAAUGCUCGCUUGUAUGGUCUUGAAGAAGAUCUGGGCCUCGUGGGAAAUCAAUAUCAAGUUGCUGUGUCAAUUCUCUUCGUGACCUAUUGUUUCUUUGAGGUGCCGUCAAAUCUAGUCAUCAAAAAACUGAAGCCAUCUCGCUAUAUUGCGACCAUCUCUGUGCUCUGGGGUAUCAUAGCGACCCUCACAGGAAUCACUCAGAGCUAUGGCGAUCUCAUUGCAUGCCGUAUAUUACUGGGUGUGGUCGAAGCAGGUCUCUUCCCAGGCUUUCUGACCUAUCUCACUAUCUUCUACAGCAAGCGUGAGAUAGCCUUGAGAACGGGAUAUCUCUUCAGUAGUGCCGCAAUUGCCGGGGCCUUUGGUGGAUUACUCGCAUACGGAAUUGGAUUCAUGGAUGGCAUCUCUGGUCUCCGAGGAUGGCGCUGGAUCAUGAUUCUCGAAGGCAUUCCAACUGUUAUUCUCGGCAUUAUCUCUUGGUUCGUCUUAGCAGAUGACCCUGACACGGCAUACUAUCUCAACAAAGAAGAGAAGGCACUCGUUGUGCGUAUUCGCAGCCGAUAUACCGGCCAAACUGAAUCUGCGCAGAAAUUCCAUUGGGCUGAUGUGAAAGAAGGCGUUCUCGACUGGAAGAUUUAUGCCUUUUGUAUUGGUCAAUUUGGAGUCGACACUAUGUUGUAUGGGUACAGCACAUUUUUACCUACUAUCAUUGAAGGGAUGGGAAAUUGGACUACUCCGGAAGUCCAGGCUCUGACUAUACCCUGCUAUGGAGUGGGUGCUAUUGCGUACCUUACUGUGGCCUGGCUCAGUGACCGCCUCCAGCAGCGAGCAUUAUUUACUUGCCUAUUCGGUGCGAUAUCUGUGGUCGGAUAUGGAAUUCUGAUCUCAGAUAGCUCCUCUGGAGUGCAUUAUUUUGGGGCGCUGUUGGUUGCGUUGGGUUUAUAUGUGACUGUCGGGCUACCCCUUGCCUGGUUACCCACCAACCUUCCUCGCUAUGGAAAGCGUACAUUUGCGACAGGAUUGCAGCUUACCUUUGGAAAUAUCAGUGGUGUCAUGUCCCCAUUCUUGUACCCGUCUUCCGAGGGUCCACGAUAUGUCAGAGGAAACGCGGUGACUCUGAGCCUAGUGGGAUUUGCUGGUGUCAUCUAUGGUGUUAUGUGGAUAUGCCUUCGCUUCAUCAAUAAGCGACGUGAUCAAGGGGCUGAGGAUGAACGAAUUUCGACUCUGUUGGAGGAGGAAAUUGAGGAGCUUGGGGACCAGAAUCCCCGCUUCCGUUACAGUACUUGA
Molecule: messenger RNA, 1479 nt
Organism: Penicillium malachiteum
Lineage: Eukaryota; Fungi; Ascomycota; Eurotiomycetes; Eurotiales; Aspergillaceae
Product: putative MFS transporter
Exons: 3
Coding region: 1-1479 (492 amino acids)
Biological process (GO): transmembrane transport
Cellular component (GO): membrane
Molecular function (GO): transmembrane transporter activity
Source: RefSeq, a predicted model, not a curated record